AUGGCCAAAAAUCUCUUCUCCGUGCCCAUUUUCUUCAUCGUCUUCCGCGAGACUCUCGAGGCAGCCAUUAUCGUCUCAGUGCUCCUCGGUCUCGCCGAGCAAAUCGUGCACAGUGAACAUGGGUCUGCCACGACAACGACCACUAGGGACUCAGACGACAAAGCCAGCACCCAGGGCUCAGCUGAGGCCGUCGACGACGCAGUCCAGAGGCGCCGCCUCAUUCGUAAACUACGCAUUCAGAUUUUCUUGGGAGCAGGUCUUGGCCUCUUCAUCGCAUUGGCAGUUGGAGCGGCAUUUAUAGCUAUAUGGUUCACGAAGGCUUCAGACCUUUGGUCCAAGUCUGAGGAAUUAUGGGAAGGGAUUUUUGAGCUCAUCGCAUGCAUUGUCAUCUUCAUUAUGGGCAUUACGAUGUUGAAGAUGGACAGGGCCAAGGCCAAAUGGCGUAUCAAGCUCCAACGCGCCUUCGACGGCAAACGCGUCGACGGCAAAGCCGAAACUGGCAAAUGGGUUCUCUUCUUCCUUCCCUUCAUUACCGUCCUCCGAGAAGGCCUCGAAGCAAUAGUCUUCGUCGGUGGCGUCUCCCUCGGCCAACCCGCGACCGCAAUCCCCAUCGCCGCAAUCGUCGGCAUCCUCUGCGGUCUCGUCUGCGGGUUCAUCAUCUACGAAUUUGCCAGCAGGACCACGCUCACCAUAUUCAUGGUCGCAAUGACCAACUUCCUCCUCCUCAUCGGGGCGGGGCUGUUCAGCAAGGCCGUCGGCGCUUUCGAGAAGCACGGGUUCAACAAACUCCUCGGGGCCGAUGUGGACGACGCACAGGGCGACGGCCCCGGGUCGUACCGCGUGCAGGGCAAUGUGUGGCACCUCAACUGCUGCAACCCGGAGAACAAGCUCGAUAGCCAGGGAUGGACGAUAUUUAACGCAAUCUUUGGGUGGACAAAUAGUGCGACGAUUGGUACGGUGCUUUCCUAUGUGUUCUACUGGCUCGCGGUCAUCGUCGUGCUCGUCUACAUGAAAUUUACCGAAGGUCGCACCAAACUCCUCGGACGCGAGUCCGAAGCCGGGACCCGCAGGCGACGCGCGCGUGCAAAAAAAGAAGAGCAGGUGCCCACGGAUAACGGAGACGACACCAAGGCUAGAGAGCCACAGGAGAACGAGGAAGUUUCUACGCUGCCUCGUUAA
Cyclocybe aegerita is the source of this 1179-nucleotide messenger RNA. The record is from the annotation of a GenBank genome assembly. NCBI's taxonomy places the organism in Eukaryota, Fungi, Basidiomycota, Agaricomycetes, Agaricales, Hemipholiotaceae.